Molecule: messenger RNA, 2249 nt
Organism: Amoebophrya sp. A120
Lineage: Eukaryota; Dinophyceae; Syndiniales; Amoebophryaceae
Source: the annotation of a GenBank genome assembly
GAAAAAGCGAUCGAAAAUUGCUAUCGCUUUCAUCUUCCUAUCAUGUUGACACGCUUCAUUAGUGCAAUAAAAGUUCUAGGAAAUUUUAAACUCAGUCGUUGAAGUAAGUAGUAAGUAGAGAAAAAACAAGUUUACUUUAUUGAAGUGUAGUACGGCAAUCACUUUUCGAAGCUUACUAGAAUUCAGUUCAUCAUCGUCUUCAAGGUAAGAGCGAAUCUUCAUACACAUGACCUUGGCUAUAAUCGAGUCACACCAUCGUGGAAUCCCAUGACAGCCACGGACGGAGAGGAUUUCGAAGCUCCGGCACGGCUGUUAGCAGCCUCUAGCUCGCCCGUGGCGUGGAGUGACUCUCGCGGGUCGCGCUCCAGGCAUCGGAACACCACGACGAGCCACCAUCAACUGUAUGGAGUUCCUUGACCGUGCUUUUCAACCAGAUACUUAGUUGCCGUAGCACCUCCACACAACGUAUAUCAUGACGACUGCCACCUCUGACGAGAAGCGGGCCGUAGUCCCGCCGACCUCCGGAUCGGCGCGGCAUGUGCCAGCCCCGGACCCGCCAUUGCAGAUCGACUUUCCCGCUGCGACCGAACGCGAGGGCGGUGUCCCGGUGUUUUCCUUUCAAGUUGGUCAGCUGGCUACAACCGGCCCCGCCACCGUGCUGAAGGGCACGAAGCCGAGCGACUACCGGCUCUCCUACGCGGGGAAGGUGGUGCAGCUGCGCACCGUCGACGAAGCCACGCGGAUCAGCGACGCACGUCGCGCAAAUCAGGACUCCCGGACCUUGCCGCAGGGCUUGUUUUUUGACCAACUAACCGGCACGAUCUCCGGGCUGCUCGCAACGCAGGUUGGCACCACGUUCCCGCGCACGCGGUUCCAAGUCGAGGGGAAGAACAAAUGGGGUUGCGCGUCCACCUUUCUGGAACUCGAGGUCCGGCCACUGAAUCCGCCCACUAUUCUGGCGGAGCACAAGGACGCGCUGCCGCAACAGUACGUGUACGAAGUAGGGAACUUUGUGAACAUCCCGCCUCCCCCCUUCACCAACCUGGACACGGACCGGAAAAACCUCAGGUUCUUACUUGCGCCCGAGCAGCUUCCGGCCGGGCUGCGCUUCGAGCCCACUAUCGGAGGCUUGUCCGGGAUCGCGUUAGAACCCUUCGCUCCGCUCGGCUACGUCAUCCACGCAUCAAACUCGUGGGGCUCGGCCCAGGCGCAUUUUACGCUCACCGUCGGCGCACCGGCGGAUCCGAAAUAUCUGUUAUGUGCGGACAGAGUAGCGUUUGACGAGAAGGAGCAGGGACCCAUCUACCGGUACGAGUUCACUUGCGGAAGCCUGGCGUCGACCGGGCCGUGUCACGGUUUCGGGGUGGACUUCUUUCACUUCGAUCACGCAAAGAAUCCGCCACUGCCCCUCGGGUUGGUAUUCGAUCCGGUAAACGGAGAGAUCGCGGGUAUGCUACCACGAGACCCCGCUGCGUGUAACAUGGGCGGAACUACAACUUCUUCUCGGAUCGCGACAGGCGAAGCGGUUGCGAAUCGCGGUAGUGGUGCUCUUCAGCAGCCGGCAAACACGGCUCAACUCGGCGCGCCGCGCAGGUACCGCGUUACUGCAGUGAUGAGCACAAUGGGUAGUGCUUCAUCUUUCCGUGGAGGGACGUCGAAUCCAGGUGUGUUACCCACGCCGGAAGAAAUCGUAGCGGCCGCCAGCCGGCCGAUUCCCGCGAAAGCCGUGAAGAAGGAGCUUUGCAUUGAAAUCGUGGUGCAGCCGAUGCAACCUCCGCAACAGUUGCAGUAUAGCGAGAAGACGAUUACCUGUCAGCACGGAAAAAUCCUCUGGGUGGAGCCGCCAUCCGUGAAAGGAACCAGCCCGGACAGUCUGCACAUCGCGAAGGGGCGUUUGCCGAAGGGCCUGGAGUUCGACGAACUGAAGGGUGUGAUCUUCGGCACAGUCGUCGAGGCUCCGUGGGACGAGGAAAUCGAGGUCCAGUGUUAUAACCGAUGGGGAUCUUGCUCGACGACCUUGCGCAUCAUCGUGCAACCACCAGCCGCGCCGCAGAUACUGGGAAUUCGGAUGUGGUCUCCCGGAAACCCGGCUGGGGGGAUCGACGCGAACGCAGAGGGAAGCUUGGACUCCAGCAUGCCUGACGUGUUCGCACCGCCUCUUCGGGCGAGGAGUUCUGGAUUGCCGGGCGACGGCGUCUCGCAGCACGCUUUGGAAGAUCUUACUUCUGCCAGCCCUGCUCCGACAGGGG